AUGUCGGGGGAAGCACCUCGAACUAGGCACCGGUCGAAGUCAGCACCCAGGGGCAGAAGUCCUGCCCCAAAAGCUUUGAAGAAAGCUUCGAAGGCUGCUGGCCUUGUUACCCCACCACCAAGACCCACUAGGGGGGGAAGUGGAAGUUCGAAGGAAGAAUCUAGCGCCCGAAGGAAGAUUUCUUUCAAAGAGGCACCCAAGGUUACACCCAUCAUAGCGGAAUACAAAGCCGGCGGAUCCAACAUCUCCGAGAAGGAAGCCGAUGAAGUCUUUCAAGCCAUUAAGGCCAAGGAGACAAAGAAGAAGAGACCAAAAGAUGCAAAGGACAAAGACGCAAAGAAGGCAAAGAAAGAAGAGAAGGAAAGCAAGAAGGAUGAUGAGCAGAAGAACGAGGCAAAGAAAGAAGAGAAGGAACGCAAGAAGGAUGAUGAGAAGAAGAGCGAUGCAAAGAAAGAAGAGAAGAAAAGCAAGAAGGGUGAUGAGAAGAAGAGCAUGGCAAAGGAGGAAGAGAAGAAAAGCAAGAAGGGUGAUGAGAAGAAGAGCGAGGCAAAGGAGGAGGGGAAAAAGAGCAAGGAAAAGGAUGAGCAGAAGAAAAGCAAGAAGGGUGUUGAGAAGAAGAGCGAGGCAAAGGAGGAGGAGAAAAAGAGCAAGGAAAAGCAGGAUGAGAAGAAAAGCAAGAAGGGUGAUGAGAAGAAGAGCGAGGUAAAGGAGGAGGAGAAAAAGAGCAAGGCAAAGGAGGAUGAGAAGAACAGCAAGAAGGAUGAUGAGAAGAAGAGCGAGAAAAAGAAGAAGGCAAAGGAGGAUGGUAAGAAGAGCGAGGCAAAUAAGGAUGAGAAGAAGAGCAAAGCAAAGGAGGACAAGGAGGAAAGCGAGGAGACUGAGGAUGACAGCAGCUGCAGGGUUAGUGAGUCGUCUAGUUUGAGUGAAUGCAGCAGUGAAGACAGCAGUGGAGAAGGAGGGAGCCAUGAAGUGGAGGAGGAAGAUGAUGAAGAGCAGGCCAGCGAUGAUGAAGAGCAGGCCAACAAACCAACCACCAUAUUGAAGAAUCCAGCGUUGAAUCGUGGUGAAGCUGAUGAGGAAGACGAGGAGGAUGAUAGCGAUCAGGAGGAGAAAGAGGAGGAGGAAACAAAUGAGAAUGACUCCGAAGAAGGAUCGGAUGAGGAAGCUGAUGAGAGCAGCAACGAUGAUGAACCAGAGGAAGACCAGGAAGACGAAGACGAUGUUGAAAACAGUGAGUCAGAGGCAGAGAGUUCAGAAGAGGCGCCAAAGAAAGGUGUCAAGAGGAAAGCAGAGGUGAAGGAUCGGAAGAAGCAAAAAAAGGAAGGGCCAGAGGAAAAGAGCCAGAGGAAGGACAAGGAAAAGAAGAAAAAGAAUGAAGAGGAGGAAGAAGAGGAGGAGGAGGAACAGAAAACGGAAGAGACAACUCAGAAGAAAAAGAAAAAGAAGUCUAAAGAAAGCAAAGGAGAAGACGGUGUGCGCAACAGCAGCACCCACAGAAAGGAGUGGCAGGCCUAUGGUAGGUGGCUGAAGAACAAAAGACGGUGCCCGGCAAAGAUCAUUGCCGCGACAAAGGACAAGGAGACCAGAGACAAGAUCUUCCUCGAAUACUUAGAUUGUGGCUGCAACUUCGCGGAGGUUGAGGCCCGAUUCGAGCAAAAGUUGGAAGAGUCUCAACGAACCCAGGUUCGAUGGGGCUUUAGAAACGACCAGUGGCUAGUGAAACAUCACGGAGAGCGCAAAGCCAACAAGAUCAUGGCACGAAAGAAGGACCUAGGAUUGACCAUUCCAGACCCAGAGUUCCCCGGAGAAGACGAACAUCUAUAUUUCGUCAUGGUGGAGCUGAAUUUGGAUGACAUUCGGGAACUGAAGAGGGUAACCUCGCUGGAGCUUCAGGGCACUCUUGACCCAGCGGGUCUGAAGGCCUUUGUCGAGGAGGGUGAGGUGGUGGAACCGGAGUCACCACUUUCAAAGGCACAAAACCUGCUGGCCCAAGUGAUGAAGGAUUCAAACCAAUGCAGGGACCAAGCCUUUAAGUUGAAGCCGCUGAACUUAUCAUCGGAUCUUAUCAAGCAGCUGAGAGCUUGUGCGGUGAAGCUUGAUGCUGAAGCGGAGCAGCUCCAGGGAAUGAUUCACAAGAAGCUCAACAGGAAUAAGGACUAUGUGGAAGACAUCAAGAAAGUUGUGACCGAGCGGCUGUCAUUGGCGAAAGCCCUUGUGAGAGUCAUAGCUGCAGCUGAUGGCUGUCGAGAUGCCAAACAGCUGGUUGCUGAUGGUUUGGAUUGCAACUUGGCCCGCGAGAUGACGCGCUGGCACUAUGGAGGUGACAUGUGUGAAGAGUACUGGCGGAAUUGUGAACACUUGGAAUUUUUCCAGAAAAUCAAUCUUCCCAGGAACCAGUACCGGACUUGCGUGUAUGAUGGGUGUUACCAAGAUGAGGAUCUAAUGAAAGAGGUCGGUCGGAUAGCGAGCAGAACGCAUGUGAAUACUUUAGAGAAGACAACGCUGUCUAGGUACCGAGCCUACUUGCAACUUUUUGUUCACGCAAACCGGCAGUGA
This is a messenger RNA of Durusdinium trenchii, 2556 nucleotides long. The record is from the annotation of a GenBank genome assembly. Lineage: Eukaryota; Dinophyceae; Suessiales; Symbiodiniaceae.